GGGCUCGCGCGCGUCGAGGCGGAGAGCGAUGGCAUCCACGUCGGCGCGGACCUCGGCUUCGCGCUGGGGGCCUCCGACAUCAGCGACACCUUCCACCGCUUCAGGAUUGACCGAGGCCUCUCUGGCUACUUCUGCACGCGGUGCGCAACGGCGCAGGAGGUCGGCCUUGUGGGCGCCACCAUCGGGGGCCUUGCGGCGGCGCCCGACCGCCGGCCGGCGCCCGCGUGCGCCGCCCUGCCGACGGGUUUCACUUGGUCGCUCUACUUCUGCCGGGAAGGGGGGGGGGGGGGGGCUGCGAUGGGCGCCGCCCCCGAGCUGGAGCGGGCCCACCGCAUGAGCGACCGAGGGCCUGUGACAGCGCUGCGCCCGUCGGCCCCGCUGGCUGAGGGAGUAGGAGCUCAGCGCACCUACGUGGACAACCUCGGAGCGCUGGGUUUCGACAGCGGGGGCGUCUCCAGCAGCCUGGCCGCCGCCGCGGCGAGGUUCGGCGCCGCGGGCCUGAAGACGCACGAGACGGACAUUCAGAAGGGCCGCGGCGAGACGCUGGGGCGCGUGCUGGAUGGGAGGUCCUUGACAACCAGGCUCACGGCCAAGCGCUACUGGCGGGUCCGCCAGGGCAUCGCGCGGGCGCUGGGCUGCAGGGCCCUGCCGGGGUGGGGGUGGGAGAUCGUUCUCGGCCACUGCACCUACUGCGCGAUGCGCAACCAGGACCUCCUCCCCGUCUUCAACGCGAUAUACAAGUUCAUCGCAGCCCACUACCACCAGGGGGCUCCGCUGCGGCCGUCGGCCAGGGCCGAGCUGGUCGCCUUCCGCGGGCUGAUGCCGUUGCUGCGGGGCGACUGGGCGCCCCCCUGGCGCCCGCUGGUCUGCCUCUCCGACGCGUCCGAGCACGGCUUUGCGGUGAGCGCCUCGCUCUUCGACCGGGCCGCCGUGAAGAAGAUCGGCAAUGCGAUUGCGAUGACUAGCAGUGGAGAGUUCAAAGAGUUUGCAGAGCUUGGUCAGCACGAUGUGAUCGCACCUCAGACCGAGUGGGGGUCCGAUAGAAGCUUCAAGGAGAUGGCAGCGGAGAUCUUCUCGGGGCCCCGCUGGACAGAGGUUGUCGCCCGCGGGUGGCAUAACACGUCAGAGGAUAUGCUCGUUGAUGAAUCACGGGCCCUCCUGAAGGCGAUGGGGAUGCAGUGCAGUCUGUCGCCGCGGGAGGGAGAGCAUGUCGUUGUUAUGAGCGACGCCCUGCCUGCAGUGCUUUGCUCCGAGAGGAGGAGAGCGAGAAACUUCGUGGUUCUCGCCUGCAUCAGGCGGGCCGUCGCCCUGGGGCUCUGCCUCGACAAGCGCCUCCAUGCGAGGUGGGUUCCGAGUGAGCUCAGCCAGAGCGAUGAGGGCUCUAGGCUGUAUGACCCGAGCUACGACCCCAGCAAGACUUUGGUGAACUCUUGGGAGGCCUCCAAAGAUGAUGACAAGACUCCUGUGAAUCAUAGACUACCACAACAUGCACAUGAACAAGAUAGCGCACAUCACAAGAGCAUGCACUACCGCAGGCACGUGGACACGGAGAGCAACCCGCACAGCAAGUUCGGCAACUAUGAGAGCAAGAGUGAGCACGUCAGCAUAGAUCCCAACAGCAACUUGGCUACAGCAAGCAGCAGAGGAGGCAGCGCGCCCGCUGCAGCCGCGCUCGAGCGGCUCGCGAAGCGCUCGCGGGUGCUGUCGCCGACUCCUGGGAGCCCCCCAGCCGAGACGCGUGCGCCGGUCCGCCGCGGGCGGACCCUGCCGGCGCCCAGCGACCGCGGGAGGCAGAGGCCGGCGCUGCCCCCUCCCGCUUCGAAGGCCGCGCGACCUGGAGGCGAGCUGCAGCCGCGGGGGGGGGGCAGCAGCGACGAGAGCGACGCCACGACGCAGCUCGAGGACGAGGUCGAGGCGCGGCGCAUGGCCGGCCUGACGCUGCUGGAGCGCUCUGCAGUCAGGCAGGGCACGGAGACCCGCUACCAGGUGGAGCUCCAGGCAUUCAUCAGCGCCGCCGGGGAGCAGUCGCUCGUCGUGGACAGCGAGGUGGACGGUGCUCUCGCGCGCUACAUGAACGAGCUCUACGGGUCAGGGAACAACUCGCACAGGGGCGACGUGCUGCUGUCGGCUCUCCUGCACUUCCAGCCUCAGUAUUGA
Molecule: messenger RNA, 2157 nt
Organism: Prorocentrum cordatum
Lineage: Eukaryota; Dinophyceae; Prorocentrales; Prorocentraceae
Source: the annotation of a GenBank genome assembly